Durusdinium trenchii is the source of this 708-nucleotide messenger RNA. The record is from the annotation of a GenBank genome assembly. Lineage: Eukaryota; Dinophyceae; Suessiales; Symbiodiniaceae.
AUGGGCCAUGUCUCCACAGUCCUAGUAGUGACGGCAGCUGUAGUGCCACUCACACCGCCUUUGCCGGCUCUCGCGGUGGCGCCAAGCAUUUGUGUCCUCCGAUCUGGGCAGGACUUGCUCCUGGGCUACGUCCGGAGGGAUUUGUGGCGCUGCCGUGCUGGCGCUUUGGGCCUGGCCACGGCAGGAUGUGGGCUGGCUCUUGGGCAGCUGGAGCAGGCUGCGAGUGCAGAACAGUUGGCUCCAAGUUUCCCCACAGCUUUUCUUCAGAGGGCUCGGAGAGCUUUGAUCUUCUCCAAACGCGCCGUUGCCGCGCGCCGUGGCUUCAGCCGCUGGACCCCACGUGCCAUCGGUCGCUUUGCCUACAGCGCGUCGGAGGUAGUGCUUUCCUUAUGUCCACAACUACUUGGUCGAAGACAAGAAGUGCCGCACGAAAUUGAGCUUCAGGCUCUUCCGAUAGCCGAUGCGUCACCCGCCCCGCACGUGGUGAAUAUUGGCCGGGUCUUGGACGAGGAAAUUCUGGAAGUGGAGGAUGGAUGGCUCCUUCUGCCGGAGAAUGUGGAGGAACUCUUGAGGUAUGAGGUGGAAGAGCUCCUCAUGGAACAUGAUGUGUUUUCCAUUGAGCUCCAGUCUUUACCAGACGCUGCCCGGCUGAGCCCCAUGCUUGCAGCCAUUGGGCAGGGAGCGAAUUGCUCAGCGGUGUCUGGAUAA